CUCGUGUCUGUUGGGAUGUGCUACGCAUGCGCAGAUCCGAGUGACUGCCGAUGUGGCUGCUUGAACUUUUUAUUGAAUCCUUAAAAACAAAAACUUUUGACAUGAACAGUUUUAUACUGACUUUCCUUUUCAUCUGCUGCUCCGUUACAGCAGAACAGGAUGAAAGACUGCCCAACAAAUGCGAAGUGUGUAAGUUUCUAACAGUAGAGCUGCAGGAUGCUCUGGAGAAAAGCAGUCGCUCCAAAGAAGUCCUGGAGUUGGGAGAGGUGCUGGACACAGGCAAGAGGAGAAGGAAGAUCAAAUACAACACCUCGGAAACCCGUCUGACUGAAGCGCUGGACAACAUAUGUGAGCGCAUCCUGCAGUAUAAUGUUCAUGCAGAGAGGCCAGGCAGCCUCCGAUACGCCAAGGGGGCCAGUCAGACCAUGAUGACUCUGAAGAACCUGGUCCACAAAGGAGUGAAAGUGGAUUUGGGUCUGCCAUUUGAGCUGUGGGACGAACCCUCUGUAGAGGUUUCAGACAUGAAGAAACAGUGUGAGACGAUGCUGGAGCAGUAUGAGGAGGUCGUGGAGGACUGGUACUUCAAUCAUCAGGAAAAGAGGCUGGAGAAGUUCCUCUGUCAGAACCAAGUCCUGAAGACAUCAGAGCAAGAAUGUAUAAAGGAGAUGUGGAAAGGAGACACGAGUAUCAAGAGUGAGGCCAAGGAGCCAGAAAGCCACGGAUCUGGAGAAGAGCUAAAAACUCAUGAUGCUGGAGAGCUAUGAGGGGGAAAAAAUACCUAAAAGGGAAAUGCAAAAACAACAGAAUAACCUCAAAUCUCCCUGCAAAUUGCAAAACAAUCAUGUAUCUUGACACGCUGACAUUUAGUUUAUUAUAUUUCUGCUGCCAAAUCCUUGUUACAGAAUUUCUCUUGGGAGUCAUAACCAUGUGUGCUUUUUUGAACUUUAACACUACAUUUCUCCUGUUGGUUUUAUAUGAACUGUCGCACAUUUUAAACACUCUUCACACUACUUGAAAGAGGUUUCCAGCUUUUGCAAUUAAUAUUUGUACCUUUUCAGUGUUAUAUGAUGUUUACACGCUGUUACAUCUCCUAAAGCCAACACUAUAUGGUACAGAGCAGCAUGUUUACAACCAAAUCACGGCCUUAUAAUGCAAUAUGUACAGUUUUGUCAGUGUGAAUAAAAUACCUUUUAUAACA
Molecule: messenger RNA, 1198 nt
Organism: Eleginops maclovinus (Patagonian blennie)
Lineage: Eukaryota; Metazoa; Chordata; Actinopteri; Perciformes; Eleginopidae
Gene: cnpy4
Product: canopy FGF signaling regulator 4
Exons: 6
Coding region: 51-764 (237 amino acids)
Source: RefSeq, a predicted model, not a curated record